CAUUGUUUACAAACAGAAGCUGCUUCCAGUCGGCAUUUCCAAGUUAGCUCGUCGAGUGGAGCUAAACCUUAUUUUCCAUUACUUAAUUGGACUUUUUUUCUGACAAAAACAGCCACCAAGGAGCCUUCCGCAACAACAACACAACAACAAGUUAUCCUGAAGAGAGUUGUAGGCUUAUAGUCUCUGUUUUUGUGUCUAUAGUUAGCUCUAGUUAGCUGUGAUGUCUCUCCAUCUAGCCUGCUGUUAAUGUUAGUUGUUAGCUGAAGUUUGUCACACUUGGGUUGUGUGUCAUGCUCCUCGGCCGCUUCUUGUUGAGCCCGAUCAAAUCGACGUGUUUACAAGAGGUUUGUUUACUGAGGGUUUCUGCUGUCAUUGAGCUGUCAUCACUUCAGAGGCUGCAUACCAAAACUACUAGCAGUCUCUGUGGACACGUCAGCACCUUGAAGACAUCUGCACACCUGUUCCCACUUAAGGCACAGUCCUGUCUGUAUCAGGUAACAGCGUGUGAUAUGCAAUCAGCCAGUAUCUCCUAUGGCAAAGAAACCACUGCGAUUGCCUUAGAUGAUGAUGAUGAUGAGGAGGAGGAGGGUGGUGGUGGUAAAGGUGUGUUUGAAGAUAAGGAGUUGAAGAAGAAGAUGAUUCCAGGUCAGGUGGAUGCAGGCACCAUGGAGGUCCAACAAGACACUGGAGCCUCCACAACAGUGUCAGCUCAAGCAGGAUCAAGUGAGAAAAAGACGAAGAGGAAAAUGAGGAGGGAGAGGAGGAAAUUGAUGAUGAAGCAACUCAAGUCAGCUGAUACUUUGGAGAAUUUAAUGUCUGAGCUUCCGUUUUCUCUGACCAGCCCCACCACAUGGAAAGAGCUAGGAUUCUCCGGCCCAGAGUCGACCCAGAAGAAGAGAAAGAGGAAGAGAGGAGACUGCGGAGGGCGAGUCGACAGUGAAGAGGACGCAGAGAAGAAGAAGAAAAAGAAAGAGAUCCAACGACCCAACUACUUUAUCUCCAUCCCCAUCACUAACACACAGAUCAGUUCGGCCGUGACCAACGUCCAAGAGGCGGUGCUUCAGCAGGAGCCCCGAUUGGCCAAAGCCAUGAUCCCGGUCCCAACUCUCCACAUCACGCUAUUAGUCACUCAUCUCGCCAGUCAGGAGCAAGUAGACCUGGCGGCAACCGUGCUGGCUCAGGUCAAGCCGCUAUUGGCCGAGCUGCUGGGUGGGCAGGACCUGGUGCUGCCCUUCUCAGGGAUCGGUCAUUUCAGGAAGGAGGUGGUGUUUGUUGGGCUGGCCCCCGGACAACACAGACACACACUGGACAGUUUGUCAGAGUUGUUGCGGAGUCGUUUUGAGGAGCAGGGUCUUCUGCAAGAAGGCAACCGUGGGUUUGAACCCCACCUCACCAUUAUGAAGCUGUCCAGAGCGUCAAAGCUACGAUCUCAGGGUAUAAAGCGUGUGGACCCAGCCCUCUACUCCACCUAUACAAACAAGUUUUUUGGAGAUCAGACAGUUGAGCGGGUGGAUCUUUGUUCCAUGUUGAAAAAGAAGCAACAAGAUGGAUAUUACCACACUGAGACUUCACUACAACUUGAUUUAAACCCACUCCAGGCCAAACGCUCAAGUGGGCGUCGCCGGUCUGAGCCCGACGAGGCGGAGCUACUGAGGGUGAGCAGGCGAUUGGUCGAGGACGCCGUCAAUCGCGCCAUGCAACAGUACAAACAAGAAACACUUCAAAACGGGGGAGGGCCUAACGCCACGGCUCUGCAGCCCCCUGGAAACACUGAAGAGACUGCAACAAAGACGGACACUACAGCUAACUCCACGACAGACAACAGGAAGUGACAUCAUCGGGACUGAGGUACAGAGACUGUAAAACCAGCCGCCCAGAAAACAUCAGCCAGGCCUGGCUAACCAGGAGAAGAGUCAGUAAGCCCUGGGCACAAAGCCUGAACAAGCCAACUAGUCAGCUCUGACUAGAUAACCCAGCUAGCCAACCACAACGGCUAGCCAGUCAUGCUAGCUACCUGCCCAACUGACCUAGCGUGACACACUGCUAGUUAAAUAGAUAAUGUAGCUUGAGUUCAGCGCUCGGUGACCGUCCCAACAGGCCAGCUAGCUAAAGCCUGUUAGUUAACUCACUACAUAUAACAGCAAGGACAUCGGCCCUCGGUCUUCACUCAGCUGCGGGUCUGCGUUUGCACAUCAAGCCCAGAAAACAUAUGUGAAGCACUCCUCUAGAGACGCACAUGCACAUGUUAAGGUUUCGCUUUGACUUGCCACUCAAACUGCCCUUUUAGAACACGAUGAAUCAUGUUUUGUAGACUCUUUGGUUUACCAUCACCUGCACUUAAAAUGUGACUUAAUAUCCUCAAUUUCCCCCAUGAAAAAACUUCUUUCUCUUCUCUCACUUCAUUGUUUCAGGUGAAGAAAUUAUUUUACUUUCCUUUUUAGCGUAUGUUUCUCUUGAAAGAUCAGUGCUGUCUUCAUUGACAAAAGAUUACACGUCUGCUCGUCUUUGUGGCCGAAGGGGAAAUGCGAGAAAGAGUGCAAGUUUUUGUCGUAUUUUGCCGCGAGUAUUGGUUCAAAGCACUUACAAUUCAAUUUCAGGAAACUUCCAGUUCUCUGUCUGCAUACCACACCGCAUUUUUGUCUUUAUUCUAAGUUGUUUAUAGAAAGCGAUCUGGCCCCAGCUGCGCUUUAAGUAUUAUAUAUUACUGUUGAAUUAACCAAGUGUGUCCGGCCGAGGCAGCACCGAGACAAUCAUCAAUUUAAGGUCAGUUAUAAGCUCUGAAAUUCACAUUUUCAAACAGAAACUAAGUGAUACAAGCUCUUUGAAACCCAAUUUGGACUCCUCUGUUGGAUCCACCGACACUGUGGGAGCAUACAGACUGGUAUCCUUGUGUCACAUUAUUUUAUCUCCACUAAUGUACAACUACUAAACUAAUUAAAGUACAAAGGAUGAAUUGGAGAUACUUAAUUGCUUAUGCUAAAGAUAAAAAAUAACACUCCAAAAAUACACUACAAGUUGCCAAGAAAGCGUUUUUACUCCAUUAAUGCCAAAACAUCCAUUAAUGACCUGGGUGCUUGUCUCAAUUAAAUCUAUGUGACAUGAUAUUAUUACUAUUACACACAGGCAUUCAUUUCAUAACUCCGCUUCCUGCCUGAUCAUAUAUAAAUGUAAUUAUUUUUUUGUUAACACAUUGUCAGUUUUGUUCUGUGAAAUGAUUUUGAAGCAGCAGCAAAAAUGCACAGAUUCAUAAAUUGUGUGGCGAUAAACACGGACUGUUGCCUCGCUGAUUGAGGCUCAGCGUUCAUUAGGAGUACUCACGCUGAUCGGAGGAGCUUUUAUUCUGUAGUACUGUACAUGUGAGAGCAUUUACAGCCAAGUUUUUCAGAUGGUGAUGCUGGUGUCGGGGAGGUUAACUCAGACAAUCGCUGCUGUCAGCUGAAAACCCUCCGGCUUUUGAUUUCAGUGUCUUCCAUCCAUUUAUUUUUUGUAAAACUUGAUGAAUAAAAUUGGCCUUUUCGUGCUCUGCAUUUGACCCCACAGCUCAUGGAAUUCAUUCAGAAACACCCGGUGUGAAAUUAAGGGGGAUUUUUCUGAAUUUCUUUUUUUUUUAAACUUGAUUUCCUGGAGAUGAGGUUUUUCGACUGACAGCAAGACGAUGAUGAUAAAGCUAUGAUUAAAGUGAUUGGUUUACUCUGACAUUAAAUGUGUUAUUUUAUCCGUUCUAACUAUUAUUUAUAAUGCUUUGCUGUCCCUGUUAGAGAAAUGAAUUUCAUGUGACAAGCUGAAAAGGUGUUUAAUUUAAAAAUGAGAAAAAGAGCAUUCAGUUUGCAUUUAAAGGUGAAAAAAGCACAAAAUGAUUUUUUUUUUUUUUUUUAGUUUUUGGUUUCACUUUUUUAAAAGAGCAGGUAAACAUGUACAUGCUGUUAAAUCACCUCUGUUCAAAGUGGCCUUAAGUCACUAAAACAAGUAGAUUUUUGUGCUUAAGGUGACAAUGCGUGGCUAACAUCUUAGCCAGUGCGGGUGAUGAUGGCUCGUUUUGCUGUGAGAUUUGCCAAAGUCUCUUAAAUGUAAUCCUGUGGCUAAAGAGUUGGAUUCUUGAGUUAAAUGUAAAAAAACGUCCACCAUGACACACAAUUCAUGUCAUUUCUAUUAAAAGAUAAAUCAAUUCCUGAGACAGACAACAGUGAGUCAGUUUGCCAGCUCAGAUUUUCAGCCCAUGUGAGGUUUAGUUCCCUCCAGUGCAAACAGGUGUUUGCUGGAAAAUGUGCUCUCAUCCCUGUGAAAUUCACUUAAAUCCUGUCACUGUGGGCUCAUUGCAACGCCAAUAAAGAAAGGUGAAUUCUGUCUUAAGGUGGACUUUGAUCGUUUCCGUUUUGAUCUUUUAUUGUCACCGGAUCCUUAAUCUCCUUAAAAUCCCCUUUAAUACACAAGUUGUCCUGUUGGCCUGUAUGGUUAGUCCGUUUAUCUGUCGCUGAGAGCGUAUGUGUGUGUUUCUGUGUGUGUGCAUGUGUGUGAGUGAGUUCACACAACGACGGUAGGAUGUUUGAUCAGCGGUUCCCCAGAGAAAUUCUUGUCUCUAUCAAUCAUGACAACUCAGAGCUGUGUGUUUGUGUGCGAGUGUGAACGUCUGUACAAAUUUGUCUUUUCUGUUUGUCUUUCCAUUUGUCCGUGUGUACGUCUGACCGCGUGGGUGUCUCGGUUGUACUGUGUUGUAUAUCUUGUUCUGCCAUAUUUGAACAAUAAAACAGGAUAUGAGAUUCAAAACCAA
Messenger RNA from Sebastes umbrosus (honeycomb rockfish), 4768 nucleotides. RefSeq names its product A-kinase anchor protein 7-like. The transcript has 11 exons. The coding region runs from base 291 to 1832 and encodes 513 amino acids. Gene Ontology annotation, cellular component: cytosol. The record is from RefSeq and is a predicted model, not a curated record. Gene Ontology annotation, molecular function: protein kinase A regulatory subunit binding. NCBI's taxonomy places the organism in Eukaryota, Metazoa, Chordata, Actinopteri, Perciformes, Sebastidae.